ACCGCGCCGGACUGACUCCUGCCUGGGUCUAUGUGGCCAACCGCGCUAGAAGUGGAGCCGGCAGCGCCGCGACUGGAUUCCGCCGAGCCCCUCAGUUUACGGAGCGGUCGGCUUUUUGACCCUUCCCUUCGGCUCCGCCUUCUCCUCUCCGCCCCUCGCCCGGCGGCUGAAGCCCACCACCGGCCUGGGCGGGGCGCGCCGCCCAAACUCGCGGACCCGGAAGUAGUGGCCUCCGCCGCCUCGGCCAUGGAUACCGUCGCUGUCGCGCCGUCGCUCACCGAGGAGGACAUGACUGAAGUGAAGAAGGACGCUUUAGAAAAUUUGCGUGUAUACCUGUGUGAAAAAAUCAUAGCUGAGAGACAUUUUGAUCAUCUACGUGCCAAAAAAAUACUCAGUAAAGAAGACACUGAAGAGAUUUCUUGCCGAACAUCUAGUCGAAAAAGGGCUGGAAAGCUGUUAGACUACUUACAAGAAAACCCCAAAGGACUAGAUACUCUGGUUGAAUCUAUCCGGAGAGAGAAAACACAGACCUUCCUAAUACAGAAGAUUACAGAUGAAGUGCUAAAACUUAGAAAUAUAAAAAUAGAAUAUCUGAAAGGACUGAAAUGUAGCAGCUGUGAGCCUUUUCCAGAUGGAGCCACAAACAACAGCCUCUCUAGAUCAAAUUCAGAUGAUAGUACUUUAUCUGAAAAACUGAGACCGUCCACUGUUAUGUACCAUCCAGAAGGAGAAUCCAGCACAGCCCCCUUUUUUUCUACUCAUUCAUCUCUGAAUUUGCCCAUAUCUGAAGUAGGCAGAACUGAAAAUACCACCUUCUCUUCAACUACACUUCCAAGACCUGGGGAUCCUGGGGCACCUCCUUUGCCACCAGAUCUACAAUUAGAAGAAGAAGGAAAUUGUGGAAAUUCUAGUGAAAUGUUUCUUCCCUUAAGAUCACGUGCAAUUUCUCGGCAAUGACAGCUUUAUGCUCUUUCUAUUGUUUUUUUAUGUUUUUCUCUUAUGCCUGACUGCUCAGGGCCUACUCCUAGUCUGUUGCUUGGGGAACCCUAAAUUACCAGAGACUGAACCUGGGCUUCCCACUUGUGGAACAUGCACACUAGCACUAUCUCCCCUGACCCAUGUCGUUUCACUUUAAAAUAAUGACAAAAUAUAUAAAAGGAUAUGAAUCUAUUUUAUAUAAUUGCUAUACUGACUUACUAACAUUUGAAAUGUUUUAAAAUGCCAUGUAAGCAUAUUCUGUAAAUAGAAAUUUUUAGAAUAAAAU
This is a messenger RNA of Suncus etruscus (white-toothed pygmy shrew), 1264 nucleotides long. It is a transcript of the gene BCL10, whose product is annotated as BCL10 immune signaling adaptor. The transcript is spliced from 3 exons. The record is from RefSeq and is a predicted model, not a curated record. Lineage: Eukaryota; Metazoa; Chordata; Mammalia; Eulipotyphla; Soricidae. Bases 31 to 957 code for a protein of 308 amino acids. Gene Ontology annotation, molecular function: protein kinase B binding; transcription coactivator activity; NF-kappaB binding. Gene Ontology annotation, biological process: apoptotic process; canonical NF-kappaB signal transduction; positive regulation of extrinsic apoptotic signaling pathway. Gene Ontology annotation, cellular component: CBM complex; cytosol.